Molecule: messenger RNA, 10181 nt
Organism: Cheilinus undulatus (humphead wrasse)
Lineage: Eukaryota; Metazoa; Chordata; Actinopteri; Labriformes; Labridae
Gene: nrcama
Product: neuronal cell adhesion molecule a
Exons: 32
Coding region: 162-4070 (1302 amino acids)
Biological process (GO): cell-cell adhesion; brain development
Molecular function (GO): cell-cell adhesion mediator activity
Source: RefSeq, a predicted model, not a curated record
AACAAACGGGAGCCGGUUCACUGCAGAUGGUUUGAACAUUUUCCUGAAGACAGCACUGGCUAGGGUUAAAUCUUUACAGUUUGGGUCCAGAUUCCUUCAUUCCAUUCCCAGCCUCUAACUGAAACUGAACAACAAAGGUUGUCACCGUAACUCACCUUACCAUGGACAGGAACAGGAAGUGGAUGUCGGGCUUUGCAGCUGUACUACUGAUCCUGUUGAGUCACAUGACCUCAGCGCUGGAGGUACCACUUGAUCCUAAAGUUCUGGAAGGAUUGCCCCAACCCCCCACCAUAACGCUACAGUCUCCAAAGGAUUACAUCUUUGAUCCACGGGAGAACAUCGUCAUACACUGUGAGGCCAAGGGGAAGCCUCAUCCCAGCUUCUCAUGGACGAGAAACGGGUCCCACUUCGAUGUAGAGAAGGACUCCAAAGUGCUGAUGAAGCCCGGGUCUGGAACCCUGGUCAUCGACAUCAGCGGGGAGAAGGCCGAGGCGUAUGAGGGGACGUAUCAGUGCACGGCGCACAAUGAGCACGGCACGGCUGUGUCCAACAACAUAGUCAUCAGACAGUCCAGGUCCCCCUUGUGGUCGAAGGAGAGAAAUGAGGCCAUUGUGGUGCAGAGGGGGGUUUCCCUGGUGCUGCAGUGCCGACCCCCUGCAGGGCUUCCCCCACCUGUCAUCUUCUGGAUGGAUAACAAUUUCCAGAGGUUACCGCUGGACAAACGAGUGUCCCAGGCCCUGAACGGAGACUUGUACUUCUCUAACGUUCUCCCAGAAGACAGCAGGCCGGACUACAUCUGCUACGCCCGCUUCCCUCACACGCAAACCAUCCAGCAGAAACAGCCGAUCUCAGUCACCGUGCUCGACAACAGUCCAGAAGGUGAGCGCCGCCCAGGUUUCAUGCUGCCUUCAGGUGCCACCAGCACCAAGAUGGUUCUGAGAGGAGAGACUCUGGAGCUGGAGUGCAUCGCUUCAGGCUUGCCGACUCCAGAGAUCUCCUGGCUGAAGGACGGAGGAGAGCUGCCCACCAACAGGAUGUCUUUUCAUAAUUUUAAGAAAAUGCUGAAGAUUUCUGAUGUGACUGAAGCUGAUGCUGGCGACUAUCGCUGUACAGCUGCAAACAACCUGGGGACAGCACACCACAUCAUCAAGGUCACUGUGAAAGCUGCUCCUUUCUGGAUCAGCGCUCCAAGAAACCUGAUCCUCGCCCCGAAUGAGACUGGCAUCCUGACCUGUCGAGUCAACGGAGAGCCGAAACCCAAGAUCACCUGGUUUGUCAACGGGGUCGCCAUAGAGAAUGCACCAGAGGACCACACUCGGAAAGUGGACGACGACACAGUCAUUCUCAGUAAUGUUCAGUCGGGCUCCAGCGCCGUCUAUCAGUGUAAUGCAUCCAAUGAGUUUGGUUACCUGAUGGCCAACGCUUUCGUCAACGUUCUCGCGGAGCCACCAAGGGUGCUAACCCCACCCAACAGAGUGUACCAGGUCAUCACCAACAACCCUGCGUUACUUCACUGUGCCUCUUUUGGCUCACCGAUACCAGUGAUCACAUGGUUUAAAGACAGUCAGACCAGCAUUAAGAACGGUGACCCUUAUGUGAUCCAUGAGAACGGCACGUUGGAGAUCCAUGUAGCCCAGCCUUCAAACAGCGGGAAGUACACGUGCAUCGCCACCAACAACCUGGGAAUCAAGGAGAACCACGUGUACCUGGAGGUAAAAGAGCCCACCCGGAUCCUGAAGCAGCCAGAGUACAAGGUGGUACAGAGAGGGAUGAGCGCUGCGUUUGAGUGUAAAGUCAAACACGACCCGUCCCUCAUUCCCACCAUGACCUGGCUCAAAGACAACGGGGAGCUGCCUGAUGAUGAGAGGUUUGUGGUAGACACAGACAGUCUGAUCAUUAAAGAUGUAACAGAUGGGGAUGAGGGAACCUACACCUGCAUCAUGAACACCACCCUGGACCAGGACUCAGCCAGUGCCAUGCUGACUGUCGUAGAGGCUACUCCUACUCCAGCUAUCAUCUACGAGAAACCUGACCCCCCGACUGACUUGGAGCUGACCGACCAGACAGAGAGGAGCGUUCAGCUCACCUGGAUCCCUGGAGAUGAACACAACAGUCCUACACAGAAGUUUCUGAUCCAGUUCGAGGAUCUUCUCCACCAGCCGGGAGUUUGGUUCAACCUCACAGAGGUUGCCGGUACGAGCACCACAGCUCAAUUAAAUCUCUCUCCAUACGUCUACUACUCAUUCAGAGUCCUGGCUCUGAAUCAUGUUGGCUACAGCGAGCCCAGCCAGCCUUCUAACCAAUACAGGACCAACCCUGCAGCUCCUGAUGAUAAUCCAUCAAAUGUUCAGGGAGAGGGAACAGAAGCUGGAAACUUGGUCAUCUCCUGGACACCGCUGACAGGAUUUCAAUCCAAUGGGCCCAAUCUGGAGUACAAGGUGCAGUGGAGGCAGAAGGAUGUGGAGGACGACUGGUCCUCAAAGAACGUAGCCAACGUUUCCCAGUUUGUCGUGACUGGAACUCCGACUUACGUGCCCUACGAGAUCAAAGUUCAAGCUUUGAAUGAUUAUGGCAGCGGCCCUGAGCCAGAAGUUGUGAUUGGAUACUCUGGAGAGGACUUGCCUUUGUCUGCUCCUGAUAGCGUGCAGGUCAUGGUGCACAACAGCACGCUUGCAGAGGUGCACUGGGUGCCUGUGCCUUACCCCUCAGUCAGAGGAAAACUACAGGGAUACAAGGUGUACUACUCUCGAGAGCGAGGUUUGCAUGAAGCAGAAGGGGAGUCGGAGAAGCCAGAGGAGCAGGUUCUAACGUUCAGUGGGAAUCGUAGCGAUGGACGUCUGCCAGGCCUCCAGCCUUACAGUGUCUACAACCUAAGCAUCAGGGUCCUCAACAGCAAAGGAGAAGGGCCCCCCAGUCCCAGCAAGAAAUUUGAGACACCGGAGGGAGUCCCAGGACCUCCAUCUUUUCUGAAUGUGGUAAAGCCCAGCUUGGACUCUCUCACCCUGGAAUGGGGCCCACCAAUGAACAACAAUGGCCGCCUGGUUGGAUACACACUCAAAUACCAACCAGUCAACAGCACUAAUGAACUGGGCCCAGUCAGGGUCAAGAUGUUUGCUGCCAACGAGACCACCACCGUCCUGAUGAACCUGAACUCCAGCAUGCUUUACAAAUUUUACCUAAGUGCACAGACAAUCAAGGGCUCGGGCCCGUCCAUCACAGAGGAAGCUUUCACUGUCAUGGACACAGCUCAAACUCAGCCCACUGUAGUGGCGGGCAAAGGCCUCACAGAGCCCCCACACCCAACCUCUCCCAUCACUCAGUCAACGCACCCCCCACUUCACAAGGCGCCCCCUAUAGGCCCUGCGUUUGGCACAGUUAACACGUCCGUGUCGGAGGAGGGUGCGGUGAUUCGCUGGGAUUACUUUGGACAUCAUAAGAAUGUUUAUGUGGAAUAUAGUGUAGAAAACAGUAAAGAGGACUGGAAAAAGGAGUUGGUAAACGGUUCUCACUGGCAUAUGAUAAAAGGUUUAAAGCCAGGGACGUCUUAUAAGGUGCGCGUGGUAGCUAGAGACCCGGACGACCCCACAGUCCACAGCACAGACGAGGUGUUGGUUACUGUGCCAGCUGUGCCCAGCAGACAGGUCGACAUUGCCACCCAGGGAUGGUUCAUUGGACUCAUGUGUGCCAUUGCACUCCUCAUACUGGUCCUCCUCAUCGUGUGCUUCAUUAAGAGGAACAAGGGCGGCAAAUAUCCAGUGAAAGAGAAAGAAGAUGCUCACCAAGACCCAGAGAUCCAGCCCAUGAAGGAAGAUGACGGGACCUUUGGAGAGUACAGUGACACAGAGGACCACAAGCCGCUGAAGGGCAGCCGGACGCCGUCAAAUGGGACAGUGCGCCGCGACGAGAGCGAUGACAGCUUGGUGGACUACGGGGAGGGUGGGGACGGACAGUUCAACGAGGACGGCUCCUUCAUCGGCCAGUACAGCGGCAAGAAAGAAAAAGACACGCACGAAGGGAACGAGAGUUCAGAAGCCCCGUCGCCCGUCAACGCCAUGAACUCGUUUGUCUAACGUAGGGAUGGCGGGCGGCUCGGCUGCAACGGUUGUUACAGCCACUCCUCGUCACCCUGGCAAAUGUGACCAUGGGCGAGCGCUUUCGUGGUGACAGUUGCGAAGGUGACGGCGGAUGUGGACACCUACUUUAAACCAUGGUGGCUGUCACACCCUCAUCUCCAGCCCCCCCUGUCACACUGUGAUCUCUGAUCGACACACUCAACACAGCGAAGACCGACAACGCAUCCCCCAUGACCAUUACAAGAAGGUGUGAAACGAGGGAUGUGAGGACUCUGAGAAGAGAGCAAGCAAUACGGAAAAGAUGAAGGAAUGUACUGGAAAGAUUUAAAGCAGAAGUGUGUUAGUGCCAUAUGAUCUUUGCAAACAUCCUGAAACAUGUAUCCAAAUAUAUAUUUUAUCAAAGUACAGUACAUGACCCACAUGCAGGCGAGUAUGCAUCAAAUCAUCUGCAUGGAGAUUAUCAUGAUUCUAUUAUGCAUUUUACCAUCUUCGUGUAAGUUGUUGCAGAGGUGAGCUGCGUGUUGAGACUGUAAAUGAUGCACGCCUACUAGCGUCUGGAUAUGCCUCUUAUUGUUUUUCUUUUUUCCAGUCAAAGUGUUCAAUGGUAUUUUGAGAAAAAAAUGGCAGCAGUGUCGUCGAUGCACCGCUGUGAAACGUGUGGCGCAAUGUAGAAGCUAGCAUUUGUCUUUUUGGGACAGAUGAACUGUUUGUAUAUAUGUAAUAGAAUAAGAAGAGCUCUAUAUUUCAAGGUCAGGGAUGUCCAUUUGUAGUCUUUGGAAACCUGGCGAGAAACACUUUGAACUCAGCGUUGGGUCAUUCCUUAUCACACCAGCCAGCCAGAACUCCCACAUAUAACACAAUCGGCCUGUUUUUGGUUUACUCUAGCUUUUUCUAUACUUUUGUCGUCUGUUUUUCUUCUAGCCUUGUUCUUAUCCUUUCUUUUUCCAAACACUAACUACACACUAAGGAGUGGGGAUUGUGUCAGCAUCAUGGUCAUGUGCUACCAACCCAAAUCAUGAGUCACUGUGCAAGCCUUUCCUCUAGUCUGUGGUGGUAUCGUCAAAAUUCACAUCUACAAAGAGCAUUUCCAUUUACCUGCCGUGUAUUAUGGCAGUAAAAGAUGUCUAUAAGUUGAUGAUGGAGAACCUCUCAGCACGGUUUCUAGUGCCUUUGUAGAGAACAGUGACUCAUAGAAAUGCAUCCCCUUCAAACACAGGACAGACCUACAUUAGUGCACAUCAUAAGGACCAUAAAUAACAUGCAUAAUAAAAUCCUACAUAGAAUCAACCCAAAGCCUUUUAAAGUAUUUGAAACUACCUUUAAGUUGCAUGGGAAAAGCUCCAAAUGGUUCUGCUGAUGUUUAAGAAGCUAUUCAUGCAAAUUAAACCACUUAUUAUAAGCUAUUUGAGUGUUAUUAAACAUCUAUGUGCUAAUUAGCCAAUUAAUGGUCCUGUGAGGAGUUUUUAUCUGGUUAUAAAACAUACCAAAAUUAUUAUUCUUACCUCUGUAUGACCUGAAAAAGCAAACAGGACCAUAAUCACAUAGGAUCUGUAUCUAUUUAAGCAUACUGAAAGCCUGGAACUACUGCCAGGGGGUAGGCAUCCCAUGAUGACUAGUGUCAGCUGUUUCUUUACAUUUUCCAUGGCCGGGAUGCUCUAAGUCCAAGUUCACUAAUUAGCGGAUCCAGAUGCUGUCUCCUGUCCAGACUGGUGCAUACCUGUUAUACCAAUCUGAUGAGUGCUUCUACGCCAACCUUGACAUUUACGUUAAUCUGCUUUGAGCUGUGUAGCUUCUCUCGUCUUAAUGAUAGCCACAUGUGACACUACUCAACCAAUCAGAUGCUUCACUCAGGUGAGAAACAGCUAGCAAAGUGAGUUAGCAGCCUGCUGCAGCAGAGGCACACUUGCCGUUUCUCAGAGCUAAGAAAAGAUCCUGGUAACCUGACAUGCCAGAUAGACUGUUUCAUAUCUCCAUUGCAUGGAUGUAUUCCAUAUUUUUCUGGGGAAGCUCCCAUAGAAAGCGUUUGGGAAGGGCAGGACUUUUCAAAAAAUUCUGGGAAGGUAAUUGGAGGAACUUUCUGUCACAUUUGUGACGGGCCAAUCAGAGCGACAAGACAAAAUGACGCAUUGUACAUUGCUUCAAGUACAGCAGUGCCGUGCCCCUAGCUACUGCUUUGUUUUCCUCAAAUUAUGCUGAUUGGUCUGAACAGUGUCGGGUUCAGCACAACCGCUGUGGAUUAGAGCUUUUCAUGAUGAUAUUUGCCUGAUGACAGAGAUGGAGUCUGGCAAACCCAUCUGUUUUGCAAGGAUCCCGUAACGGUAGUGUUUGAAUGAUUCUACUGCUGUUAGAGGGCUGUUCUGAUGUUGAGGAUCCUUAAAAUUCCUCCUAGCGCCGAGUCUUUCAAACAGAGACUUUUUGAGGAUGCACAUUCAGUAUGUGUCCUCUGCUUGCAGGAAUUACCCACGAUCCAAUGCACACUGUUUUUCAUCUCUUUAGAAAAAAAAUACAAAGGGCAAUAUCAGGAGGCAGCCGGCUCCUUGACCGCUCAAUCCCUUUCAAAUGCAAGUAUUGUCCUGUUAAUAGUUUUUCAUCAUAAUUAAAGGCAUCAAAAUAAAGCUGGGCGGGUAAAAGCUUGAGUUAUUGGGGUAUCACUACUCAGCCUCCCUGGGAAGGUCUACUCUGGUGUGCUGGAAAGGAGGUUCAGCCAAAUGCUGAACGUUGGAUACAGAAGGAACAAUGCGGAUUCCAUCCUUGCCACGGGACAGUGGACCAACUCUUUACUCUUGCAAGGCUCCUUGGAGGAGCAUGGGAGUUUGCUCAUCCAGUCUACAUGUGUUUUGUGGACUUGGAGAAGGCUUAAGAUCAUGUCCAUAUCAUGUGGGGGAAAAUGGGGUCCUAGGUGAGCCAUCAGGUCCCUGUAUAUCAAAGUCAGGCAGGUUCCCGGUGCAUGUUGGACUCUGCCAGGGCUGCCCCUUAUUUCCAUUUCUAUUGAUUUUCAUGGACGGGAUCUCGAGGUGCAGCCGGGUAGAGGAAGGUUCUUAGUUCAGGGACUUCAGAAUUUCAUCUCUGCUUUUUGCAGAUGAUGUGGUUCUGUUGGCUUCCUCAGCUGGGGAUCUCCAGGAGGCAUUGAGGCAGUUUGCAGUGGAGUGCAAAGCAGUUGGGAUUAAAGUCAGCACCUUGGUUCUCUGCUGGAAAAUGGUAGAUUGCUCCCUCUGGUUGAGAGUGAGUCUCUGCCCCAGGUGAAGGAGUUCAAGUUUCUCGGAGUCUUGUUCACGAGUGAGGGUUAAAGGGAGUGUGAGAUUGGUGCAGCAUCAGCAGUCCUGUGGCCGUUGUGCCGGACCAUUGUGGUGAAGAGGGAGCUGAGCUGAAAGGCAAAGCUUUCAAUUUGCCGGUCGAUCUACCUCCCAACUCUCACCUAUGGUCGUGAACUCUGGGUAAUGACCAAAAGACUGAGAUUGCAGAUAAAAGCAUCUGAAAUGAGUUUUCUCUGGAGGGAGGCUAGAGACAGGGUGAGGAGUUCAGACAUCCAAAGGGAACUACGAGUAGAGCUGCUCAAAAGUAGCCAGUUGAGGUGGUUCAGGCAUCUGAUCAGGAUGCUUCCUGGGCACCUCCCUUUGGAGGUUUUACGGUAUAUCCAGCUGGAAGCUCUUUAUUACUUGGCACUCACACCUACCCCCCCCCAACAGCAGUUUAAGGCUUUAAAAUAUCUCUAUGGAAAAGGUCAGCCAUCUUUAUGCUGAUGUUUUUAGUUUGCUUUGUUGGCCAUAAAGAAGCAUUAGUGUUGAUUUUAGUCUGUUUCAUAACCAGUUUAGAAAUUAUCACAGGAGCUUUAAAUAUGUUUUAAAAAUGACCGUUUCCUAGCUGAACCUUGGCGUUAUACGUGAGGAGUUAAAUCCAGCUAUAGAUUGUUCUGGCCUUGUUGACAAUCAUAAACUCAUACAUAUACAGGCAUAUAAACUGAUCACUUCACACCAUCAGGUGAGGAUUUAAAGACCGAGGAAAUGUGUACGAAACCUAAUGUAAGAGCAUGACCGCCUCAAGAGCUGUCGUCAUUUCAGUCCCAUUCAUGUUGAGGAGGAGCCGCUGCUCUGCAGCACCAAACUACUGCCAACCUGCUCACCAGGUAACUGCCAACAGGAACCACAGACUUUUAUCAGGGCGGGAACUUCGUGUUACUGGUAGCACUUAAAUGAAGGGGGUCAUAAAUCUGCGUAAUGAUUCUGAAUGUGGAAACAAGUGUCGUCUGUUAAUGUGAAUGAAAAAAUUGCUUGUUUCACUGCAAAAUGGUAAACACACUGGUGACUUUGGUUUAUGCAUUUAUUCUUCUGUCUGUGUUGUCAGGGCAGCACUCGGUGAGUUUUCUAUUACUGUAAAUGAAUGAAGCUUGAAUGUUUGGGUGCAUGAAUGUGUGGGUGUGUGCAGCACAUGCAUGCUACCGUGUUACAGCGUGCGUGGUGUACACUUUGGCUUUUAAUCACCAUGGAUAAUGCUCUGCUGUGUCCCAUUUCAAGUGGAGCAUCCUUCAGAGGACUCAGCCUGAAAAGGAACUAGUCUCAGCCUGAGUGCAAAGACAAAGACAGAGGAUUUCCUGUUUGCAUCACCAGCUAUUACCGCCGCUUACACUAUAUGGACAAAAUUAUUCAGACACAUGACCAUUACAACCCUAGAACAGGAGUGACAUUCAAAUGCAUGUACUUUAAUAUGGGGUCGGUGACCUUUUGCAGAUAUAACAGCCUCCACUCAUCUUGGAAAGCUUCCCUCAACAUUUUGGAAUAUUUAAUUCAUUCUGUAGCGCAUUUAUGAAGUCAGGCAUCCAUCACAGUAACAUAUUCAGUCAGCAAGCUCCUCAGAAUGUCCCAUUUUGUAUCACAAAUGUUUGCAUAUUGAAACUGCAUGGCUAGUUGUUUGAUUUUAUACACCUGUGGCCUCAGGUCUGAUUAAAACACCUGAAUUCAAUAAUGGCCAAAUACUUUUGUCCAUAUGGUGUAUGUGUCACUGGCAAUUCCAUUGGCUUGAAACAAAAAUUUAUAUUUAAAAAUAUGUUAUUUGCUCUCUUCAGAGUCUACUAUGUUAUUUGAUAUGGCGUGCAAUGCAUCAUGGGACAUGUCUGCCUACAAAAGAUGCACCAGAUGGAUCCAGUGUGGCACUUGCAAAAGAAGACUGCAUUUGUUUUUCACAUUUUAAGAGCGUUUGAAAUGAAACAGCCCUCAAAACACUUUGACUUUAAACUACAGCCUUCAAAGGAUGCAGCCCCUGAAUUGGGACACAGCUUAUGAUUCUGAUGUGUGUCUACAGUCUACUCCAACUCCAGACAGGAGAUCCAAGACUUUUUUUUUUUCAGAAAACAUUUCCACGUUUUUCUUUUAUCAUAACUUGCAUCAAGUUUUUAGGUUUGCGAUGCGUCAGCUUUCCACGUGUAGAUAUUUUUGUUGUAUUUUGUAAAUAAUGGCUUGAAUUGAGUGUAGAUGUGUUGGGGUCAAAAGUGAGAGCUUGACCUCAAUUAACCCUGCUGCAUUAUGGGUAGGAGGGUAUAAUGGCGUUGCGUGAGCUGAGGCUAUUUACAGUUUUCACUCUUUUAUUUGCUGUGAAGUUUUUUUUUCUUUUCUUUCUUUUUUUGAACUUGUCAGGUGGAUUUGCUAGCUCAAAUGUUUAGCCUAUCAGGUAUCAAAGGAGAUUAUUUAACUUGUGACUGAGCUCUUGUGACACCUGUAUUGUUUCUGUCUCUGACAGUUCACGCACCUUUUCUGUAUUUUUUAUAAAAUGGGACACUUUUAAACAGGAUGUGCCGUUUCACACGCAACACGCGGCUAGUUUACGAAAGAAACUUUUGUCCUAAACUAGACAUAAGACGAAACAAACAUCCUUUUUGAGAGUGUGCAUCAAAAAACGAAACAAAAGUGUAAUUUGGAGCAUACAGAAGGAUGGCCGGCCCGGACGCUUAAACAGACUGGCACAUUGGAGUGUGAAUACCCUGGAAACAACGUUCUAGUGACUGGUGAACAUACAGUAGGCUAUACAGUAUAUGAUAUGAUAUAAUAUGACAUUCUGGUUAAUGUUGAAGCUAUGAGAAGCAUGAACGGCUGUCAAAUGGUUUACUCUAUGAUAUAA